UUUCCAAUGGUGACGCAAAUUUCCCGCCCUCACUUCUGCUAUCCUGUAUGUGAAAGUAACAGAAUACGAGUUUUCACUAAUACCUUCUUUUAACGUUAUUAUAUUUCAAACCCUUCAGACGUUAGUCCGAACCCAAUGAUGCCUUCCACACACGACUGGAUCAACAACCCUCUCGGUGUGGUCGAGGGCAUGUUUGCUGCUUCCCAGAACAAACCAAACUCAGAAUGGGAGGAGAAAGCGGUUGAAUUCUUUGAAGAUCAUCUGAAAGAAAACGACGCUCACAACUGGGUCCCGUCUUUAAACGAUGUCCCUCUUCACUACCUGAAACCAAACAGCCUGGUAAAGUUUCGCUGCCUAAUCCAAGACAUGUUUGAUUUGGAGUUCUACAUGGCAGAGUAUGAGGCUGUUAAUCCAUCUACAAAUGAUAAGGUGGUUCGUUCUGGGAAGUACAAAGAUGUGACUGAACCUGGGGUGGAUUUAAACUCCAAAAAAAUAUGGACUGCACAAAGACAGACUUUCUACUGUGUGCCGAUCCCUGGAGAAAGUCCCUGGGUGAAGCAGUGCUAUGCCGGCUCCAGCCAAGCAAGAGACGUUCCCUCCACCUCGUAUGCCCCGGCUCGACAGAAACGGAGCUACGAGGAAGACGACGACAUGGACACACAACCGCAGAAGCAGAGGGAGCCGCAUGCCGGUCCUCAAACACCAUCAGAACAGCACGGCAAUGGUGACUGUAAGCGCCGGGAGCCAGAAGCUCCUUCCAGCCAAAUGGCCUCCCGUCUCAACCUCAACUUCCCCCUGCCAGGAGAGAAAGGCCCCUCCUGCCUCCUCAAGGUGUACGACGACUGGGACAGCUUCCAGCUGAACGACACCAUAGAGGUCUUCGGCAUCCUCUCCGUCAGCCCGGCUCUCGGCGCACUGGGCGACGAGAACGACGCCAUCUCGUUCCUCCUGGACCCCGCAGCCAGCAUGGAGACGGCCGAGGAGCAGAGAGUGCACAGCCCGCCGGCCUCGCUGGUGCCCCGCCUGCACAUGCUCUACGCCAAUCGGCUGCCACACAACAACCCCCUGCUGCCUGCCGCCGCCGGCGGCGGGGACGACGACGGUGCCUAUUUAUCUUCUACCCGGAGCGAGAUGGCCGCCAUCAGGACAGAGCUGCUCGCUUACUUCACCCACAUCCUUCUGGGAGACGCUCUGGCUGCCGAAUACCUCAUUCUGCACCUCAUUUCUAACGUGUACCAUAGACAUGAUGUUCUCCCACUGGGGAAGUUCACCUUGAACCUGAGUGGCUGUCCGACUGACGCCUCGUACACAGAGCGCUUUUACCAGAUCAUCCAGCAGCUCGUGCCGUCCUCGUACUACCUGGGCAUGACGCUCCAGAAUAUGAACCAGAUGCGAUUAGUGCCGAAAAAGGACUAUGGCGCCAACCGGCUGUUGAGCGGGGCCCUGCAGCUGGCCAAAAACACUUCCCUCUUCCUGGAUGAAUCCCGGCUGGAGCAGGGGCAGCUGGACACGACAGGUGUGCGUAACGUGACGGCCUUGGGGAACGUGAUCUCGUGGCAGAAGGUUGAUUAUGACUUUAACUUCCACCAGAUGGAAUUCCCCUGCAACAUUAACGUGCUGAUCGCGUCAGAGGGCCGCUCGCUGCUGCCGUCCGACUGCCGGAUACACCUACAGCCUCAGGUGGCCCCGCCCGACAUGGACGAGUACCUCAGCAGCAUCCACACGCAUCCACAGGCUUCACAGCUGAACAAGUUCAGGGUGUACCUGAGCGUGGCUCGGCUGCUGCGCUAUAGCAUCUCAGACGAAGUGACAAAGUCAGUAGAGGAUGACUUUGUGGAUAUGAGGAAGGACGACCCGCAGAGCAUUUCUGCCGAGGACCUGCACAGGAUGCUUGUAGUGGCGAGGUUGCUGUCUCUGAGCCGGGGACAGACCUCUCUGUCCAGAGACAGUUGGCUCCAAACCAAACAGAUCGAGGCGCUGCGAAGGAGUCGGAUGGAGCAGCACAAGUGUGUCAACGGCAACGAGCAGUGAUCAAUCAAGAUGCCUUACUUUUGUUUAAUACCUAAAAGAAAGUAAUAAAGAUGUUUUUCAUGCAUUUAGUUCACAUGGUUUAACUUUUAAUGACUUGAACAUUGGUUGGUUCAUUUUCUUUACCUCAUUUGACCUUUAAUGUCCCCGCCUGCGAUGCUGCAGAGUAAGAUUCCUGGAAAUAAUUAAGUAAGGUCUGUAGAAUUGGUUCUAAUUUUGAGUUUGAAUAAAUAUAUAGCGAGUUGUUGGAAAGAGCACACUUUUGAUAUGCUGGCAUGGAGAAUUGCUGUU
Pungitius pungitius (ninespine stickleback) is the source of this 2319-nucleotide messenger RNA. It is a transcript of the gene mcmbp, whose product is annotated as minichromosome maintenance complex binding protein. The record is from RefSeq and is a predicted model, not a curated record. The transcript has 16 exons. NCBI's taxonomy places the organism in Eukaryota, Metazoa, Chordata, Actinopteri, Perciformes, Gasterosteidae. Gene Ontology annotation, biological process: DNA-templated DNA replication. Bases 136 to 2031 code for a protein of 631 amino acids. Gene Ontology annotation, molecular function: chromatin binding.